AUGUCCUUAGCUAGAGAAAAAUAUCUUAAACGAAAAAGGGAAUUGCUUGAAAGCAUAAAUAUAAUUGACAGUAAUUUAGAAGAUAAAAAAGAUGGUCGAUCGAAGGAAAAAAUUGGUGAAAACAAAAACAAUACACAAAAAGAUAACAAACGAAAACAUGAGGAGAGACAAAAAUAUCCUGAAAAUAACAAAAGAGAUUAUGAACAGAACAAAAGCUUAAAAAUUAGUGAAUCAACUGGGAAUAGUAAUAAGAAUUAUGAUAGUUUUAAAAAAAUAGAAAAAAAUAAAACAAAACACAGUACUCACCAUGAUAGAAGUGAACAUAGUUCAUUUAGCAACACAAAUCGAGACGAUUCAGGAUUAAAUACCCGAGAAAAUAAAUACUCUCACAAUAAUAAUCUUGGAAUGAAGCCACCGUCUAAUGUGAAUAAAAGUGGUAACAAAUUAUCUACUUUGAAUUAUAGAACGUCAAGUAAUGUUUCAGAUGCUCAUAUGAAAAGGGAAAUUACCCCAAAUGACCAAGUACAUAGCAGAGGUAACAAUAAUUUUAGUAGUCUAAGCAAUAGUUCUAAUAACAAUGCUCAAUUAGAUGCAAGAUAUAAGAACCCAUUAAAAGAUAUUCCAAAUUUAAAAAACAUCGAAAUAUACGAUAGUUCGAUUUUGUUAUUAUUUACGUGCAAAAUUUUGCUAGAAAUGUGUGAAGUAGAUGGAGGGAAAUCGAAUAAUGUGAAGAAAAUGUCCAUUACAUCUGUGGAAAUUUUGAGAGAAAUAAAAUCUCGAAACCGUAAAAAUAUAAAAUUUUUAAAAAUAAAUAUUUUAAAUAACGUUUUAAUUCACAUGACCAAAAAUAAAAGUAGCGAAAAACGUGACUAUGGAAAAGGGGAUGCAUCAGAUGUAGUAUGCGAAAAGUAUAAGGAAAUAAAACUAGAAGGUUCGUGUAUAGAUAUAGAAAACGUAGGAAUAAAUAUUAUUAUAAAAACUGUAUAUAUAAAUAAUAUCAAAAAAUUGCUUCUUAAAUAUUUGCACAAAUUUAGCACUACUAAUAAUUCUACAAUGAACCCCAAAUUUUCAAAAAAUAUGACCAGAGUGGAAAAGGAUGAAAUAUAUAGAUUAGGAAAUAAUUCAAAUGAAUACAAUAUUAAUAAUAGUAAUAUGGAUGUUUAUAAUAACAACAAUUUGUUUGGACAAAGAGAAGCCUCAUAUAAUUCUUUAACUGUGGAAAAUGAUAAUAAAAAAAAUGUUGGAGCACAACAAUAUUUACCAGAACAAUAUCCAAACACAGGAAGAGAAAUGAUGCAUAUCAAUAAUAAUAUUGUUAAUGGAGAUGAACAUAUUGAAGGUGGAAGUAAAAUAAAUUACUUGGAAAAUUUACUAAACGAACCUACGGCAAAAGAAAAAAAGAUAAAAGAAGAGACAACAAACAUUUUAUCUAUUUUAGAAGCACCAACAGUAAUUGAAGAGUUGAGAAUAAAGAAAUUUCAAAAAAAAAGUGAUUCUGUAAAAAUAAUAUGUCAACAUUUGACAAAGAAAGCAUGCCAAAAACAUAAUAAAGAAUGUGAUAAAAUUCAUUUUAAAAAAAUAAUUUCUGAACAUACAGAUAUAUCAUUGGGUGAUUGUUCUUAUUUAGAUACUUGCAGACAUAUUGAAACAUGCAAAUUUGUUCAUUAUUGUGUUGAUAAGGAAGAUAAAAUGAUAAUGAAUGAAAAGAAUGAAAUGAAUAAAGAACAAAUUAGUAAAAAAAAAAACAAUUAUAAAAAUACAGAAAGUUUUUAUACAAUAAAAUAUGAUGAUAAUCAUACAUAUGAACCACAAUGGAUAAGAUGUGAUUUGCGAAAUUUCGAUUUAAGUAUAUUUAAUCAAUAUGUUAGUGUAGUAAUGGCAGAUCCGCCAUGGGAUAUACAUAUGGACUUACCUUAUGGUACUAUGACAGAUAAUGAAAUGAAGCAUUUACCUGUACAGCUAAUACAAGAUGAAGGAAUGAUAUUUUUAUGGGUUACAGGGCGAGCAAUGGAAUUAGCUAGAGAAUGUUUACAAAUAUGGGGAUAUAAACGAGUAGAAGAAAUAUUAUGGGUUAAAACAAAUCAUUUACAAAGAAUUAUUAGAACUGGUAGAACAGGACAUUGGUUAAAUCAUUCAAAAGAACAUUGUUUAGUAGGAAUAAAAGGAAAUCCAGUGAUUAAUAGAAAUAUAGAUUGUAAUGUUAUUGUAUCUGAAGUCAGAGAAACAUCUAGAAAACCUGAUGAAAUUUAUACAUUAAUAGAAAGAUUAUGCCCCCAAAAUUUAAAAAUAGAACUCUUUGGAAGGCCUCAUAAUAUUAGGCGUAAUUGGAUAACCUUAGGGAAUCAGCUUAACGGUGUUGUAUUGCACCAUCCUCAGAUAAAAGAACGAUAUAACAAGGUGGCACCAAAAUUUAAUAUGCCUCUGUGUGAAGAUUGA
Messenger RNA from Plasmodium yoelii, 2436 nucleotides. RefSeq names its product mRNA (N6-adenosine)-methyltransferase, putative. Gene Ontology annotation, cellular component: RNA N6-methyladenosine methyltransferase complex. Bases 1 to 2436 code for a protein of 811 amino acids. The transcript has a single exon. Lineage: Eukaryota; Apicomplexa; Aconoidasida; Haemosporida; Plasmodiidae. The record is from RefSeq and is a predicted model, not a curated record.